Molecule: messenger RNA, 2143 nt
Organism: Monomorium pharaonis (pharaoh ant)
Lineage: Eukaryota; Metazoa; Arthropoda; Insecta; Hymenoptera; Formicidae
Product: cytochrome P450 6k1-like
Exons: 6
Coding region: 243-1757 (504 amino acids)
Molecular function (GO): iron ion binding; oxidoreductase activity, acting on paired donors, with incorporation or reduction of molecular oxygen; heme binding
Source: RefSeq, a predicted model, not a curated record
AUCUUUGCUUACUGUGCACAGUCUUACGCAGUAUGCGGAGCAGUCUGCAUGUAUGUAUUAUACAGUACAUUAAGAUUCUUAAAUUAAUAAAUUUUAUGAAUAAUUUAAACACAGUUUUGCAUAAUCUUAUACAAUUUGGAUCUGCGGAGAGAAUUUUUGCCUAAGAUUUGAAGUUUCACAAUUUAAUCCGAAUUUUAUACGGAGUUUUGUAAAAAGUUCAUGUGAUUCGCAUAAAAAUAGUGAUGUUAAUUAAAUGUGCCUUUUUGGAUAUGCUCGUGAUACUUUCGUUGCUAUUCGCAAUCCUUUAUUUAUGGAUGAAAUGGAAACAUACCUAUUGGCAGAGACGUGGUGUACCUACAUUGCCUGCACAUUGGUUCUUUGGUCAUUUCAAGGAUGCGAUCCUCCUGCGCAAGUCGGCAGGAGAAGUUCUUAGCAAACUACAUCAGCAAACUAUGAAUAAAGAUGCCGUAGGGAUUUAUAUUCUACACAAGCCAUUCCUGCUUCUAAAGAAUCCGGAACUAAUAAAACAGAUAAUGAUUAGAGAUUUUAAUGUGUUUCCAAAUCAUCACUUUAGGGCGACAACUAAUUCCGACACAAUGAGCAAAUGGACUUUAUUCACUAUCACUAAUCCUGAAUGGAAGUAUCUAAGGAUGAAAAUGUCACCGGUGUUUACGAUCGGCAAAUUGAAAAGUCUUUUUCUACUAAUACAAGAGUCCGGGGAAAACAUGAGAAACUAUUUACGCGAUCAGAUUGAAGAGAAAAUUGUACCAAUAACGGUAACAGAUAUAUUUUAUAAAUACACUACCAACGUGGUAUCCUCCGUGGCAUUUGGAAUUCGGACAAAUUGUUUCAAUACCCCGCCACCAGAAUUUUAUGAAAACUCACGCAAAGCUGUCCUGCUAGAUUAUCUAAGGACUAUCCAGAUAUUCUUUCUAUUUUUCUUGCCAAAUAUCGGAAAGUAUUUGCGCGGUGCAAUGCUUGGCAACUACACGGAUUACUUCCGCAAGGUCUUUUGGGACUCUAUGGACAAUAGAAGCAUUACGAAGACAAAACGAGGAGAUUUAAUUGAUUCUCUUUUGCAAUUAAAAAGCGAGAAGCCGGAUAAUAGUAAUAUUCAAUACGAUGGGGAUGUUCUUUUCGCACAAGCGGCAAUCUUCUUCGUGGCCGGUCGCGAGACCAGUAUCGCUACUAUGACCUGUGCUCUUUUCGAGUUGGCUAAGCAACCGGACAUGCAGAAACGCCUGAGAGAGGAGAUCCUUAAGGAAAUUCAGGAUGCAAAUGGUUUAACAUACGAAACAAUCCACAAUAUGAAGUAUCUGCAUCAAGUUAUAAACGAAACACUGAGGCUUUAUCCGCCCGCACCGAUCCUCGAUAGGACUCCUGUCAGCGAUUACACAAGUAAAUUACAGUUUUCUGGCACAAAAAUAACUAUCGAAAAGGAGACACCGGUAUAUGUCGCAUUACGUGGUAUUCAAACUGAUCCAGCUUACUGGCAAGAUCCUAUGCGUUUUGAUCCCGAACGAUUUAGUGACAAAAAGAAGAACGAGAUUGUAUCCUGCACUUUCUUGCCUUUUGGAGAAGGUCCACGAAAUUGCAUAGGUAUGCGACUGGGAAUUUUACAAACCGCCGUGGGAUUGAUAGCUGUUCUACGAGAUUACGAGAUUGCAUUGAAUCCUUCAUGGAAGAUUCCCAUCGAUCAACGGAGCCUAUUCAGCAUGCCACCAGCAGGAUUCCUGUUGAAUUUUAAAAAGAUAUAGUGUGUUAACAAUACGUAGUGACAGAUAUAUCACCGCUACAAUUAUGUUUUUAUUAUUUUAGGAUUAUAUUGGAAAUAUUUGAAUUGGAUAUACGUUAGGACAUACGUUAAGUUCUUUGCAUUAGAAAUAUUUGCUAUGAUCGAACUUUCUAUGUAUAUAAUAAUUUUUCAUGAUUUGUAAUAUAAUAUUUUAUUAAUAUUAUACAAAUUAUGUACUCUUAUAAUUCUGUCAGACAUUUUGAUUGUUAAACAUUACAUGAUUAUGGAGAAACAAAGAUUCCGAAAUAUUUUUUAAUAAAAUAAUUGUACAAAAUAUACAUAAUUGUAAUGUAAGUUAUGAAACAUAAUUGUAAUGGAACAGAUAAAUAUAUCAAUUAGACAAUUAAA